GCAGUGAAACGUGAGCUCCGGCCUGUAUUUAGGAUGUUCGGCUCGGAGUAGGACAAAGACACGUUUCCAGGCGGGAGCCCAGCCUGAGCAGAUGUUCCUUCCCCGGGAAAACCAGCUGCAGCAGCAGAAGAAGAAGAAGAAAGAGUCGGAGGAAGAGGAGGAGAAGAAGAAGAAGUUGGAGCAGCAGCAGAAGAAGAAGCUUCAGAGACGAUAUGGCUGAAGAUGUCUGUGGAUUCUGAAAACACCUGUGUUUUGUUGUCAACGCGAGACUCCAGGACGUCCUGCAUCUUUCAGACAGCCGAUGAGAAAGAUGACAUCCCAGGAGUGGGAGAGGAGAGCGUCCUGGAGAUGCUGAGCUGCUCUAAGUUCUCUGAUCUGGAGACGUGGCUCUGCAUGCCGUCCUCCCUGCUGCUGCCCAGAACUCUGGACUCCACCAGAACCUCCUCCUCUUCCUCCUCCUCUUCCUCACAUGCCUCCAACCGAUCCUCCAACUCCCCUCCGGCCUCCUCGUCCUCCUCCCCGGCCUCCAACUCCAGGCGCUCCACCUGCAGUGAACCUGGAGACGCCGACACACUCAGGUCUUCACAGAGAGACUGCAGCUUCCUGUCUCCAGCUCUGGGGAAGGAGCUGUCCUUCCUGUCCACUCCUCUGGUGCCCAUCCUGUCCUCCACCCCUGAUGCUGCUGCAGCGCCCCCUGCUGGAGACUCCGCCCCUCAUGGCGGCGUCAGCAUCAGGAAGCGGCGGCGACUCGCUGCCAGUCCGGGAGGCCUCCACUGGACCCCUGCAGGUUCUGUUCAGCGGGACUUCUGUUCACCUGAUCCGUCUCCUGGGACGUCACCGGGCAUCGCAGCAGGUGGAGGUGAGCGGAGCCUCCCUCUGUCAGCGGUGGGCGGAGCCUCUCUGGCGUGGUCCAAUGACCGGGCCUCUCUGAGGAAGACGGUCUCCGUGGACGACCGUCUGCUGCAGCCGGCGGCUUCAGAGCAGCGACACCUGAAGCUGCUGAGCCGUCUGGACCGAGGACGCAGGAAGCUCCGCAACGUCUACAGUCUGGGAGCUCCGAGUCGAUACGACAUCAGGAAAAAGUCGGACAGUAAAAUCUCCCGUUUGGCUCAGAGGUGGAACCAGAAACCGGAAGGAGAUGCUCUGAUCAAAGACCUGAGGCCUCUGUUUUAUCCAGGAAUCCCCCGAACCUCGCUCAGCCUGGACAGCAGACGCCUCCCGGUGGUCCUGACCCAGCAGAUGCAGAACCUUCAGCUGUCCCAGAGCAGGAAGCUUCCUGGAGGUCCGGCGUCUCCCAGCGCCGCCAAACGCCUCUACAGGAACCUGUCUGAGAAGCUGAGAGGAAGCACCUCGUCCUUCGAGGAUGCCUACUUCUUCGGCAAGACGGACCGACUGCGGAAAGCCUCGACGAUGCAGGGCAGCGACUGCAUCUUCGAGGCGGUGGAGCAGCAGGACCUGGACGCCGUUCAGAUUCUCCUCUACCAGUUUUCGGCCGAGGAGUUGGACCUGAACACUCCCAACAGCCAGGGCCUGACGCCACUCGACAUCGCCAUCAUGACCAACAACACGCCCAUCGCCAAGCUGCUGCUGAAGGCCGGCGGCAAGGAGAGUCCUCACUUUGUGAGCGUGGAGAGUCGUGAGGCCCACCUGAGCUCUCUGGUUCUGGAGGCGGAACGUCGGGCUGCAGAUCUGGCGGCUCAGGCUCAGAGAGACGGACUUUCUCUGGAGGCCUGUCAUAAAGACAAGCAGCUGAGGGCCUGGGAGUGGAGGAGCAAACUGUACAAACGCAUGAAGACGGGCUUCCAGCACGCACGUGCCCCGGAGGCCCCGUCUCUGGUCCGUCUGAGCGUGAGCAGUAGCACCACGCUGACCGUCACCUUCCAGGAGCCUCAGUGUCUGAACUCCACCGUGGUGACCAAGUACAGAGUGGAGUGGAGCUGUCUGAAGGACUUCUCGCUGUUAGCUGGAGAGUUGGUGUUGGACAACCUGCAGAGCCUGAAGUGUACCAUCAGCAGCCUCACCACGGGUCGACUCUAUUACGUUCGAGUGUCGGCGUACAACAUGAAGGGUUGGGGUCCUCCCGCCUCCUCGCUGCCUCCAUCUGCUGCUCCGUCCAACUGGAGGGAGGCCGACGGCAAGGAGCCCCGGAGACGAGGCCACAUCGAGGCCAUGGAGCGUCUGCUGCAGCAGGUCCGAGCCACCCACACCCACUACUGCUGUGGAGACGCCUCCAAGCUCCAGAAUCCCAGCAGGAAGCAGUCGGUCUCCAGAAGUUUAAAGCAUCUUUUUAACUCCUCCAACAAGUUUGUGAAAACACUGAAGAGGGGGAUCUACCUGGCUGCAGUGUUCUACCAUAAAGACAGUCUUCUGGUCACAGCUGAAGAUCAGAUUCCCAUUGUGGAGGUUGAUGAUUCCUACAGCAGCUCUCUGAUGCAGGACUUCCUCUGGUUCACCAAGCUGUCCUGUAUGUGGGAGGACGUCCGGUGGCUCAGACAGAGCAUGUCCGUGUCCAUGUCUUCGUCCUCCACCCUGCAGGCUCGACACAAGAUGCUGACGGCAGCCGGACAGCUACAGAGCCUCUUAGGAACCCACAACCUGGGCCGGGUCCACUACGAGCCCAUCAAGGACCGCCAUGGGAACGUUCUCCUGGUGACCAUCAGAGACACGGAGAGUCAACAUUCUCUGUUCAGUGGGAAGUGGAUGCAGGUGACCAAACUGCAGAGUCAGAGGAAGAGUCUGUCCACACCUGAGGAGCCAUACGCCCUGGACGUCCUCAUCAUCACCAUCCAGGACAUUCUGGCCUACCAGCGUCGCAGCACCCACCGCUUGGCUCCGGGACUCUACCUGGGAUACCUGAAGCUCAGCAGCUCCGUGGACCAGAUCAAGGUCCUGGUGUCCCAACGAACCCCCAACAUGCUCUGUCACAGCCGGAUCAGGGACAACGCUAACGUGUCCAGGGAGGAGUGGGAGUGGAUCCAGACGCUGUCGGCUGCAGGUGAGAAGGAACGCAGCGGUGACGACAGCGAGGAGGCGGAGCCCCGAGCAGAAAGCCACGCCCCUUUACUGUACUAUGAGCUGCAGACGGCCAUCAAGGCGCUGCUGAAGCUCGUCAACCUACCUCUGCACCAGGCCCGUCACUUCCGCCUCUACAGUCAGGAGGUUGUUGAACUCGGUCACGGCGUCUCGUUCCUGCUGCUGCUGCCGGCGGCCGACGAUGUUUGCUCCGCCCCCGGACAGUCCAACCCCUACAGCCCGCUGUCAGGAUUCCUCCACCUCCCACUGCAGAUGUUCGAACUCGUCCACUUCUGCAGCUACAAGGAGAAGUUCAUCAGCCUGUACUGUCGUCUCUCCUCUGUCCUGGACCUGGACGCCCUGAUUACCCAGCAGGCCUUGAGGGAGGCCAUCACCGACGGAGAGGUGACCACGGCCAAGCAGAGACACCAGCUGAUCCUGGACUACAUCCAGCAGCUGGAUGAAAUGCGUCGUGACCUGCGCUGGAUAACGGAUGCGCUGCAGUCCGCCCGCUACAAGCAGCCUCGGGGCGGCGUCCCCAUCACCUGCCUGGUGGACGCCAGCGCCCCGGAGUCCGACUCCGGCCAGCAGAAGACCGACUCCACCUCGUCCACCAUGGACUACCUGCCCACGCCGUCACCGUCACCAGAGCUGCGCCGCCGGAAAGGCAUAAGCGACUCUCUGCUCGGCUCUGAUGAAGACGCCUCCUCGGAGGUUUUCCUGCCGACUGACAGCGACUACGACUCCAGCGACGCACUGAGUCCCCGAGAACUCGACCUUCUGUACUCACCGGGUGCCGAUCUUUCCCAGCAGGCCGUUCACUCGCUGGGCGGCAGCGCUCCAGACGUCCUGCAGAUCCACGAGCUCAGGUACAGUGUCUGUCCUCCCAGAGACCUCCCCCUGUCUUCGGAGGUGAGGGACAAGUCCUCCCCCCUGCUGCCGUCCUCCCCGUCCCUUCCUUUGUCUCCGUCUCUGUCCGACACCACCAGGACUCUGGAGGGUCUGUCGCUGUCUAAAGAAGGCUCCGCCCCCUUCAGGGCCCUCGCCAACCCACCCUCCAAACGUAAGCUUUUGUCCCGGAGCCACCGGGGGCAGUACUUCAGCGGUCCCCAGCGCUGGCUCCGGGGCCACGGCGACACCACCGGGUCCCUGUGUGAGGGCGUCUACACCAAGCAGCCCGACCACGACCUGCCCUCGCCGCAGGGCAACACCUACGUAAGCCACGCCUCCUGCGUCCUGGAGAGCCGAAAGGGGCGACACCGGGAGCCCCGCCCCCAUAUCCGCAGGAUCUUCGUGGAGCCCUGCAAGGAGCCGAGCUGGGAGGAAGAGCUGGACGGCGGCACUAGGGAGGCGGUGAAGGCAGCCGGCGUGUCGGUGGUCGUGUCUGCAGGCGAGGGGGACGAGCCUGAGGGGGAGGAGCCUGAGGGAGCCGCCGCCCAGGAAGUGGACUCGGACGACCAAACCAACGCGCAGGUGUCGGAGAUCCUCAGCAGCACGCUGUAGAACACCUCUGAUUGGCCGCCAGCAGCCCUCCCACCUCCACAGAUUGUAAACUAAAGUUGCUGGUUCAACUCCGCCAAGCCUCAGAACCCAUGGCUUCGACUGUUACGCAGAAAAUAAUCAAUGCAACGAGAAACUGAGCACUGCUUCUCCCUCCAGGAACUUUGCACACGACUCUGAACGUCGACCAAAAAAAUGAAAACAAACCCAGAAAAUAAGCGCUGGUCUGACUCUGUUUGGGUUCUGUCGGCAUGGAUUCUGCUCUACUUGAAGUGAAUGUCCGUCUGUUCGUGGUCUCCUGUGACGAUUGAGCUUUUAAUGUCGACUUGUGGUUGAAUUGAAGAAAAAAAAUCUCUAUUUACCCUCCGAGCACGUGACCUGCCUCAGUCACCAACCAAACCUGAAAGUAUUUUUGUAUUCUUGCAAGACGUCCUAUUUUAUCUGUGUUUGUUGGCAUGAAGUAGUCUGUAGCCGUUGGUUUCUCUGGACUGGAGCUUCGUCGUCCGCUCGGUUCCCAGUCGGACCAGACGCCGUUUGUGUUGUGCAGUUUUUGUUUUUCUGCUUCCUGUCGUGUUCUGGAAGGCUGCUGGUGUUUUUCCUCUUCAGUUCUUUACUCUCAACGUGCACAAAAACUGACUGACUGCAUUCUGAAAUCCAGCAGGAGUGAAGGAACGUCACUGGAACGUUCAGGCAUUCUGAGCUGUGACACCUUUUAGUAAGAAGAGUAUUUCAGAUAGACAGAUAGAUUAAACCUUUUAAACAUUUCCUCUCCUGAACGUCAAACCAGCUGCUUUAGAAGAACGAUACUGAAAACUCAGGCCUCCAAGAAGUGAAGUAAAUGACUCACAACUGUUCAAAAUGGUUUUGAAAUUGAACAAAAACUUCCCUAAAUGAAAUCUGAAAUCACUUUAAACACGUCUACAAUCUCAAAAUGGAUCCAAAAUGACAUAAAAUUGUCUGAAUGGGUUCAAAGUUUGUCCAAAAUGAGUCAAAAUUGUUUGUAAUGACGUGAAAAUGGUCUAAAAUUAGCUUGAAGUUGUCUAAAAUAACAGAACUUGUUGAAAAUUAUUCAAAUAUUUUCCAGAAUUAGUUCAAAUUGCCAAUAAUGGCUCAAAUUUUUUCCAACAUUGGUGAAAAAAAUUGUCUAACACGACAAAACUUGAACACAAACACAUAACAGAUGUCUGAAAUGAGGUAUUAUAAGUUCAAAAUGUCUGAAGUUAUUCACAAAAUUGUCCAAAAUUAAAAAUAAUUGCCCGAAAUUACUCAGAAAUAUUUUUAAAAAUCACUAAAUAACUCCAGUAUUAUCCACAGUCAUUUUAAAUACAAAGUUUGUUCAACAUUAGUUAAAAUCGUCUAAGCUUGUUCAAAAUGACUCAAAAUUCGUUCAGACCGGUUGUAAAACUGUUAAAGAUUUGUUGAAAAUUUCUAUAGAAUAAUGACAAAUGUCAUGAAUUAAUCAUAAAAAACAUCCAAAAUGACCUAAAAUUGUUUGACUUAACAAUAGUCCAAAAUGAGUUUAAAAUUGUCUGAAACAACAUUUUUUUUAGAAAAUGUCUCAAAUAUUUUUCAAAAUGUAUUAAAAUUUCCCAAAAUGGCUCCAAUUUUGUCCAACAUUAUAGUUGAGAAUACAAUCCAAAAUCACUUUAAGUAGUUCCAAAAUGACUCCAGAUUGUUUGUAAUGACUUAAAUAUUUUUGGUAUAGUUUCCCAAAAUGGCUCAGAUUUUAUUAGUUUGUUUUAUUAGUUGAAAAUACUGUUCAAAACUACAUAUAAAUACGUCCAAAAUGACUCAAAAUUAUUCUAAAAACACUCAAUAAAUGUCUAAAAUGAGGUGAAAACUGCGCCGAAUGACUGAAAGUUUGUUCAUAGUGGCUAAAACUUGACCUGAACUUAGUUUAAAAUUGUCUAAACUAACAAAAGUUGUCCAAAGUGGCUGAGAUAUUUUCCAACAUUAGUUCAAAUUCUUCAAAAUGACUCCAGUUUUGUCCAAAAUCACUUUAAAUAGUUCCAAAAUUGCUCAACAAUUAGUUCAGAAUAAUGAAGAAUGUCAUAAUUAAUCCUAAAAACAUCCAAAAUGAGCCAAACUUCCAGCUGUGGGCCUGAGCUUAAAUACAAAUCUGAAGUGGUAUUUUAGAGAGAGUACUCUGCUGUUAGAAGUAAUCUGAUUACUGUGAGGUGGUACAGUUUUAGAAGUGUUUCCUGUAUUCUGGUGAUAUUUCCCCACUUCUGUCUGAACGUGCACACAUUCUUUAUGCACACUGUUUUAAUCUUUGCACAUUGAACUAUGGAAUAAAAGCUAAUGGAGGGUUUGUGACCCGUGGCAGCUUCUACACCGAAACGUUUCCUGUCUGAAAGGCCCAAAGAGUCCAGCUUUACGACCAGACAUGCACUAAACAUCUGCUGCACUUUGGUUUAUAAUAUUUAUAUUUAUAAUAUUUAUGAAGUUUGACGGAAAGAUCACAACCAGAAUCACGUCUGCUACCUAGUUUCUCUUUAGUCUCUGCAAAAUAUCAAGUUUAUAAACUACAAUUACUGCAAAAUGAACGAUCUAAAGGUAACUUUACUAAAGGUAAGUUACGUUUACAUUAAGUUUGUACUGUUGUUAUGCUAAGCACUCACCAUUAAAAUCUUUUUUUUUCUUUUAAAAACUGCUAAGCUAGGCUAACUAUCUCCUGCUCCACCAUUAAAAGCAGCUUUUUCUUUUAUAAACUACAAUAAACUCGGAUGUAAAGUCACCAAAGGAUCCAGAUCUUAUUUAAAAACCUCCUUAUUGGGUCCGUUUCUCUGAACCACUAAUUCAUUUGUAGCGACAGGAUUCAUUUCUAUGGUUGAAAAAUGAACUUUUUCCCAGUUAUCGUCCAAACUGAACACUUUCUUUCACACACAGAUGUGAUUCUGGCGUCGAUCUUCUUGUCUAACAUCCCCACAUGUUAACCUGAUUAGUCUUAUUGUAACUGGAGUUUUACUUUUGUAGCUGAAGCCAUCAGUUUGGUUGCUAUGACGACGACAGAUCUUCUUGUUUUGUUUCCACAGCAACCGAUCAAUCUGUCAAAAUAACAAAAAAAAGAAACAAAUUCUAUAAAGGCCUUACAUUUAUAAAAGAUUUCUUCUAAAUGACUCGAGAAUUGUCUGAAACAGGCUGAUUUAAACCUGAUUUAAAGCCCAGUUUAAGCCUUAAUAAACCUGAUUUAAACCUGAUUUAAAGCCCAGUUUAAGCCUUAAUAAACCUGAUUUAAACCUGAUUUAAAGCCCAGUUUAAGCCUUAAUAAACCUGAUUCAAACCUGAUUUAAAGCCAAGUCUAAGCCUGAAUAAACAUGAUUCAACUUGACACAAGGUCAGAUUUACACUUCAAUUAAACCCCAAUUAAACCUGAUUCAAAGCCCAGUUUAAACCUAAAUUAAACCUGAUGCAAUGCCUCAUUUAAGCUGAAAUUAAUACUGAGUCAUUUAAGUAUGUUUUACAGUUAAUUUAACCCUGACUCAAACCAGAUUUAAGCCUUAUUUGAACCUGAUUUAAAGCCACUAUGGAAUCAACUUAAAGGUAAUUUAAACCUGACUUUAACUUGGAUUAAACUAGAUUUAAACAUGCCUUAAACCUGACUUAAAACCAACUUAAACCUCAAGUAACUGUGGACUUGAUUUACGUCUCCUUUAAUCCUCAAUUAAACUGCAUUUAAGCCUGAAUUAAACUUCAUUUGAACCUGAAUUAAACUUUUUUUUUAAACCUAAAAUAAACUUUAUUAAAACCUGAAUUAAACCUUAUUUAAACCUGGUUUGGGUUCAUUUUUAGAACCUGGUUGUUUGUGUUUUAAUCCAAAGCUACCUGGAGAUCUUAAAGGUGUGAAAACUGUCGGCUGCAGCUACAAAAAUAAAAGCUGAAGACUUUUAUUUUGAAGUUCAGAUUCCAAACGUUGAACUUUGAGCUUUUAAUGUCCGUCCUCAGGAGUGUUUCUGGGCUCAGACUAAAUCCUGGACAGUGACACACUUUGAUUAUUUUCAUGUUAUUCUGUUUAUUUCCUGUCUGUUGGCCGUCCUACUCCAGUAUUCUGAGCAGAUCCUAAAAAUCAGAGACCUUCUAUCUGUAUAUUUUUGCAUCGUUUGCCCAGAGAGGCAUCAAGACUUUAUUUAUUAGCGGCUGAAGGACUGCUGGAGGAACGCUCGGUGUUUUCAUGCAGCCUCACCACGACGGACGUGUCUAAGCUCUGAAAUAAACUUGGUCUCAUGUGGAUGUCGUGCACUUAAA
Molecule: messenger RNA, 8757 nt
Organism: Acanthochromis polyacanthus (spiny chromis)
Lineage: Eukaryota; Metazoa; Chordata; Actinopteri; Pomacentridae
Gene: ankfn1a
Product: ankyrin repeat and fibronectin type III domain containing 1
Exons: 26
Coding region: 223-4515 (1430 amino acids)
Biological process (GO): regulation of establishment of bipolar cell polarity; establishment of mitotic spindle orientation
Cellular component (GO): spindle
Molecular function (GO): protein binding
Source: RefSeq, a predicted model, not a curated record